Molecule: messenger RNA, 4126 nt
Organism: Cynoglossus semilaevis (tongue sole)
Lineage: Eukaryota; Metazoa; Chordata; Actinopteri; Pleuronectiformes; Cynoglossidae
Gene: phactr4b
Product: phosphatase and actin regulator 4b
Exons: 16
Coding region: 646-3048 (800 amino acids)
Biological process (GO): neural crest cell migration; actin cytoskeleton organization
Molecular function (GO): actin binding
Source: RefSeq, a predicted model, not a curated record
CACUGCCACUGGUGUCAAAUAGCUAUAGACAAUUUCUUGGUCUCAAGGAACAGCCUGGUUGUUAAAUGACUUUAUUUCUGAAAACAGUAAAGCAGCUUUGCAUUUUACCUCUAUAUUAUCUUUAUAUUAUCUUUCUACAUAUACAGAAAUGUCCAAUCAACGCAAAAAUGUAACCCCCUGCAAUACCCCCGUUGACCAUGUAGGUGUAACGACACACCUUGCUGAAGACAUGUCUUUACGUAUCUUUUACUUUUAGUAAUAUUGUAGUGCUUUUAUUUUGAAACGUACGCCCGGAACGUGCAGUACUUUCCAUGGCGGACUUAACUAUGGCCUCGUCUUCACAUACAGAGAAGGGGGAGAGAGAUGUCUGUGUUACUCUUUCUCUUUACCCUAGCGGCUCGGUGUCUCAGCUCGUAAACCCGGAGUAACUGCUGUGUGAUUUAAUGCUUCUCACGCGACAGACCGAGUGGUCCGCCACCUCCAGCACCUCCAGCACCUCCACCUCCCAGAGGGGUUAAAAUGGCAGGAGCUGCCACCGUCAUCUUCAUCGGAGGACCUGAGUGAAGACUGUUACACUGCUACCUACCCAACUCCAUCCAUGACUUUUUACUGUGAACCGUGGACUGCUGUGCCUCAGACUCUGUAAUGGAAAAUCGCGAUGAUGAAAAUGAGCAGCACCACAGCACAAUGGUGGGUGAGGGGGGCAGCACAGGGGACAGCACUCCGAAGCGUAAGGGCAAGUUCUCUACCCUUGGCAAGAUCUUCAAGCCCUGGAAGUGGCGGAAGAAGAAAAGCAGCGAGAAGUUCAAGGAAACAUCUGAAGAGCUGGAGAGAAAGAUGUCGACGAGGCGCACACGUCAGGAGCUCAUAGAGCAGGGAGUGCUGAAGGAGGUCUCGGAAAAUGAUGCAGAUACUGACACCCAAAGCACCAAGCAGCCCUACGUAAAGAAUGGACACACACUCCCUGUGAGUGCUGGGGUUGGUGGUGUUGGGGCAGGAGGGGUCAACAGUGGCAGGAGCCCGUGCACUCAACUCCCCUUAGAGUCGGACUUUAGGGUGAACCCGGCCUGGCUCAGCCACACAGAAGACCGCAAAGGCCGCCAUCCAUCAGAUGGGGACAGACGUGGAGUGCUGUGUUCCAGAGGCACAGGAAUGCAUGAGGAUGGGCGGCGAGGUGGCGGAGGGAUGGGGAUGCGUUCACACGGUGAGGGCGAGUGGAAAUCUAACAUGGCCUGGCAGGGCCAGCUCCACAACCAGAUGGAGGAGGGCAGACGAGGAGGCCGACUUCAUCCGGAGGACGGACAAAAAAGACCCGGGCUGCAGAAGGCUCCAUCUGAGGAGGGCAGACGGAGCAGACCCUUGGAAGCAGACUGGAAGCCUGCGCUCCCUCGACAUGCAUCUGUGGAGGAGGGCAGAGCUCACAGAGGUGUGUCCACACAGCAGUCCUCGCCUGCACCCAUGACCUCCAACCCUCAGGUCACCAAGCAGCCACCUCUGCCUCCACCCAAGCCCAUGAACAGGAACAACGCCAACAUGUUGGUCUCCGCCCUGCAGGGGGGAGAGAACGCUCAGCUUCCUCUCUACUGGUCCUGCUGGAAGCGGGAGUGUGACUAUGAUGUCUACCUGUCUCUGCCUGUCUACCUGUGCCGGCGGGCCGGAGGCUUGCGUUCAGGCGACUUCACUCAAACUGGAGGUGCCACUCUUGCACCAGCAAAGCCCUCUCCACCAAUGCCCCCCAAGAGGACGACCCCUGUCACCAAACGCACCCCAGACGACUCGGCUGCUUCUAACCAUCCCAUCAACCCGUCUGCUCUCUCCCUGGAAGACCACAGCAACAUUCCUGGACUGGGCUUCCAGCUGCCUUCGCCCUCCCCACCUCUCCCAACUCACAAACCGCCCUCUCCACCUCGCCAACAUAUGCACAGCCAUCACCUCCACCAUCAGCACUCCUACCCCCACCCACUGCCUCAACCCAUUCCCAUGCUUUUUGACCCACCGAGCCCCAUAAACGAGUCCCCCCAGCGUCCGGCCCCCAUCCCACUGCAUAUCAUGAUCCAGCGAGCACUGUCCAGUCCUGGCCCGGCUCAGCCACAUCCAGACGGGUCACAGCGUGCACACGCGCUGCUCUUUGAGACCCCUCCAGAGUACCAGGGAGACCGAGGUCGCCCUCUGCCUGUCAGUAUCCAGCCACUGAAACUAUCUGAAGAUGACUACUCAGAAGAAGAGGAGGAGCUUGGAGAUGAAGAUGAUGAUGAUGAAGAAGAGGAAGAGUAUGACGGGGAGAUCCCUCAACCAGAACUGGAACCUCGGAGUCGUCGAUGUUUGGUGGGUGACGCCGUUUGUGUCCUUCCAAGAGGUAACAGCAGUGAAGAGGAGGAUGAAGAAGAGGAUUAUGAUGAGGAUGAGCAUGACAUGCAGAGGGAGGACAGUGACUCUGAUGGUCCAGUGCUCCAUAGAGAUGAAGACUCGGAUGAGGAUGAGGACGAUGAGCCCCCAACAAGUGCUUUGGCCAGCAGGGUGAAGAGGAAGGACACCCUGGCACUGAAGCUGAGCAACCGUCCCACGAUUCAAAGCAGAGACAGGUUCACACAGGAGAGGAGCUGCAGAGACGACCAGCCUCCGGGACAGACCGGCCUCACAUGGCAGAGCAGGGAACAGUGGGAGGCCAUCCGCACACAGAUUGGCACUGCACUCACAAGACGGCUUAGCCAGAGACCCACAGCGGAGGAGCUGGAGCAAAGAAACAUCCUUCAGCCCAAAAAUCAGGCUGACAGACAAGCUGAGGUUAGAGAAAUCAAACGGCGCUUGACCAGGAAGCUGAGUCAAAGGCCAACCGUUGCAGAACUACAGGCAAGAAAAAUCCUGCGUUUCCAUGAAUAUGUUGAAGUCACAGACGCUCAGGAUUAUGAUCGGAGAGCAGACAAGCCAUGGACUAAGCUGACUCCUGCUGAUAAGGCAGCCAUCAGGAAAGAACUCAACGAUUACAAGAGCACAGAAAUGGAGGUUCAUGAAGAGAGCAGAAUUUACACAAGGUUUCAUCGGCCAUAGCCUCCCUCUCUCCAUCAUGGUCAAUGAAGCACUUAUGAUCUCUGUGUCUGGAGGCCGUUCCCUCUGCAGACUUAUGGCCCUUUACGUCUCCUGAAUGUACUCUACAGAUUAUCAGGGAAAGCCUGGACUUACUGACUUACAAUAAGAACGCUGCCUCCUUUGCCCUACAUCGCCCUCGGGCUACAUCGCUUUCACUGAACUGAAGACGGGAAAUAGGCAAGGACCAGAUGCAGUAUUUCUCCCAGACAACAGGGGGAACCACGUGCCAAUGAAGUGAAGGAGUGGCAGCAGACCGACAGGGCUUAACUCUCACUCUGCUGUUAUGUGGUACCCCUCAGGGACUUGGAUCUAGUUACAACCUUUAAUGCAGCCUCAUUCUGUGUUGCCUUUUUCCUCCUUUUACUGUAAAUGGAACAACUGAUUUCAUCCUGUCAAUGUAAUAACAUACAAUAAUAAUAAUUAUGACUUAUGACUCUACUCACAGUAAUAAUUAAUAGUGAAGUCAGGUGGCAGCAGCAAUGCAGGCUGGAGGAUGAAGACUGGAAUAUUCUGUUCUAGGACUGAUUUCUUUUGAAAUAUUGUAUGUGUUUUGCAUAAAAACCUGUACAGACUGUUAUUGUGAUAACUUUAGAAUGAAAGUUAUCACUGAAUACGAGACACCAUGCACAAGAUAUUUUAUAUUGGUAUUCUGUUGAAAUGAGUAGUGACAGCUUUUAUUUAAGCCUUUUUAUUUGGCUUGCCUGUAUUUAUGGUUGUGAUGUGAGGUGGCCAUUUAAGCAUUGUUGUAGAUAUAGGAAAUAUGUCAGGUGGCUGUUUUUGUGCCAAUGCCCGAACGACUAUAGGAUGCUGGUUUGUAUAUCAGUAAUUUCUGCAAUCCACUGCAUGAGCCAACACAAUAUCUUCUUUUUUUUCAUUCAUACUGUUUUGGUUUUUUUUUUUAAAUUAAGUUUUUGUACUACCCUUUAGUGGUCAAACUUGCAACACAUUCUCUAGCCAUUAUGAAAAAAAAGGAUCAUGCUUGUAGUGUCUUAGAGUUAAUGGUAAGUUACUAUGAGUGUAGAUCAGGGAUUAAUAGGGG